AUGCCGACUCAGGAGAUGCCCAUGCAGUACGUCAACAGGAAGGAGUGGGGAGCAAACGCUCCUUUAGCUCCUCUCCUCCCGUUGCAGCAUCCUGUGCCGUUUGUCAGGUUCACCUUUACCACUAGAGUCAAAAGCUGCCAUUCCGAGAGGAAAUGCACUAAGAGAGUCAAGGAGAUCCAGAGAAUAGACACAGAGGAAAGAGGCCUACCGGAUAUGGCCCCCAAUUUCUUGGUAGGAGGUGACGGAUACGUGUACGAAGGCAGAGGUUGGCGAGCUCAGCCAGAGAAGAUCCCAAAUAGACCAGACCUGGAUGGAAAGUUCGUAGAAAUCUGCUUUAUUGGUGACUAUUCAAAAAGACCGCCUAGCAACGAGAUGAUACGCCGGUCCGUAGUUGCAAUGGAAAUCGGAACUGGCCAUAACCUCUUGGACAAGUACUACGACAUUUUAGACCUUGGAGGAGUCCGCUAUCUAGACUUGGGAAAGGACGAGCCGUCAUCCAUGUGAAACAUACGGGAAACCACAUUAGUCUUGUAAAUAUUAUGUACACGUUUAAAAUUCCUAUUAUUAGUUCGUGGUUAUAAAUUACAUAUGAUUAAAU
Macrosteles quadrilineatus (aster leafhopper) is the source of this 598-nucleotide messenger RNA. Its product is annotated as peptidoglycan-recognition protein 1-like. Lineage: Eukaryota; Metazoa; Arthropoda; Insecta; Hemiptera; Cicadellidae. Bases 1 to 504 code for a protein of 167 amino acids. The record is from RefSeq and is a predicted model, not a curated record. The transcript is spliced from 3 exons. Gene Ontology annotation, biological process: peptidoglycan catabolic process. Gene Ontology annotation, molecular function: N-acetylmuramoyl-L-alanine amidase activity; zinc ion binding.